This is a messenger RNA of Rosa chinensis, 1326 nucleotides long. RefSeq lists its product as uncharacterized. Gene Ontology annotation, molecular function: catalytic activity. The coding region runs from base 1 to 1326 and encodes 441 amino acids. The transcript has a single exon. NCBI's taxonomy places the organism in Eukaryota, Viridiplantae, Streptophyta, Magnoliopsida, Rosales, Rosaceae. The record is from RefSeq and is a predicted model, not a curated record.
AUGAUUAAAGUUCUCUUUUGGAAUUCUAGAGGUGCAGGAAGUGAGAAAUUUAGAUCUGAUAUUGCAGAUCUUGUUAAAUUACAUUCAAUUGAUAUUUUGGCUGUUUGUGAACCCCGUGUCCAAUUUUCUAAAGCCAAAGAUUCUCUCUUAUCUCUUGGAUUCACUGAUUAUAUCAUUGUUGAAGCCAAUGGAUUUUCUGGUGGUAUUUGGCUCUUUUGGAAAUCUAAUCUCUUGAAGGUCCAUUUUGUGGAUAAAAAUUGUCAAUCAAUAACAGUUAGAGUGACUCUCCCUGGGGGUAUCACUUGGAUGCUUACUGUGCUUUAUGCUAGUCCUACUAACUCUGUUAGAAGCAGCCUAUGGAAUUAUUUUGAUCACCUGGUUUCAACACAUCAGUUGCCUUGGAUUUUUAUUGGUGAUUAUAAUGAGCUUUAUUCCUCUGCUGACAAAAACUUUGGCUCUACCCGUGGAAGAAUUAGAGGGCUUAAGCAAUGGGUUGAUCAUAAUGCUUUAAUUGAUAUGGGAUUUAUUGGGUCCAAAUUUACUUGGUCUAAUAACAGAAUUAAAGAAAGACUUGACAGAGCUUUUUGCACCUGUGAUUGGAGAUCUUACUUUCCUGAAGCUUUUAUUAGACAUUUGGCUAAAAUGAAAUCUGAUCAUUGUCCUAUUCUUUUACAGCUUCAUUCUAAUAAUUCUGUGAAUAGAGCUGCUAUCCCCUUCAGAUUUCAGGCUAUGUGGAUGACACAUAAUGAUUUUGCCCCUUAUGUUGAUAAUACCUGGAAAAACUCCCAUGGUUCUUUUGUUGAAAAAACUCAAGCACUAUCACAUGCUCUCCUGGACUGGAAUCACAAUACUUUUGGCAAUGUCUUCAAAAAAAAGAGACAAUUGCUUGCCCGCAUUGGUGGAAUCCAGAAAGCUACUGACAUGUAUAACAAUCCCUUUCUUCUCAAACUUGAAGCUAAGCUUUUGAUUGAGUAUGAAACUUUGAGAGAUCAGGAAAAUCUUCUUUGGAAACAAAAAUCGAGAAACAAUUGGUUACAAGGAGGUGAUAGAAAUACCAAAUUUUUUCACUUGAGUACUCUUGUGAGAAGGCGGAGAAAUAAAAUUGAGGGAUUAUUUGAUGAAAAUGGGGUUUGGCAAACUGAAACAAAUUCUUUAAAGAAUAUUGUUGUUGCUUUCUUUCAAAAGCUUUUCUCCAGCUCCAUCACAUAUGAUUCUAGUUUUGUUAUUCCUUGGCUUUUUCCCCUUCUUGAGUCUGAUGAGCUGAAUGAUUUAUGUCUUCCAAUCAAUAUGUGUGAGGUUAAAACUGCCAUGUUCUCAAUUGGAUGA